Molecule: messenger RNA, 1943 nt
Organism: Eucalyptus grandis
Lineage: Eukaryota; Viridiplantae; Streptophyta; Magnoliopsida; Myrtales; Myrtaceae
Product: aconitate hydratase 1
Exons: 15
Coding region: 177-1928 (583 amino acids)
Biological process (GO): citrate metabolic process; tricarboxylic acid cycle
Cellular component (GO): cytosol; mitochondrion
Molecular function (GO): 4 iron, 4 sulfur cluster binding; aconitate hydratase activity
Source: RefSeq, a predicted model, not a curated record
UCUCUCUCUCUCUCUCUCAUCCUCUGAAAUCUCUCCCCGAUAUUUAAUCAACCCUACCCCCUCCCUCACUCUCUCUAGUUUCUCUCUCUAGCUCUCUCUCUCUCCGCGUGAUUCAGAUCUCCGUCUAAUCUUGUCGCCGCAUCUCGCCGCCGGCGGAGCAGCUCCGAUCUUCAUCCAUGGCUUGCGAGAAUCCGUUCAAGAGCAUUCUGAAGACGCUCGAGAGGCCCGGAGGCGGCGAGUUCGGGACCUACUUCUCUCUCCCGGCCCUCGGCGAUUCCCGGAUUGAUAGGCUGCCGUACUCUAUUGGGAUUCUUCUGGAGUCCGCCAUUCGGAACUGCGACGAGUUCCAGGUCAAGAGCAAGGAUGUCGAGAAGAUCAUCGACUGGGAAAACACUUCUCCUAGACAAGUCGAGAUCCCAUUUAAGCCGGCUAGAGUGUUGCUGCAGGAUUUUACUGGGGUGCCUGCUGUUGUUGAUCUUGCUUGCAUGCGUGAUGCGAUGAAUAGCCUUGGGGGAGAUCCGAAUAAAAUCAACCCACUGGUUCCAGUGGAUCUUGUUAUCGACCACUCCGUUCAGGUUGAUGUGGCAAGGUCUGAAAAUGCUGUCCAGGCUAAUAUGGAACUUGAGUUUCAUCGGAACAAGGAGAGAUUUGGCUUUCUCAAGUGGGGUUCAACUGCAUUUCAUAAUAUGCUUGUUGUUCCGCCUGGAUCGGGGAUUGUCCACCAGGUUAAUUUAGAAUAUCUUGGCAGAGUGGUCUUCAACACAAACGGCUUGCUUUACCCUGAUAGUGUUGUUGGUACUGAUUCACAUACAACUAUGAUAGAUGGAUUAGGAGUUGCUGGCUGGGGAGUUGGAGGAAUAGAAGCAGAAGCUGCAAUGCUUGGCCAGCCGAUGAGCAUGGUCCUUCCUGGUGUGGUUGGGUUUAAAUUAAUUGGGAAGCUGAAAGAUGGGGUAACAGCAACUGAUCUGGUCUUGACCGUAACACAAAUGCUGAGGAAGCAUGGCGUUGUGGGCAAAUUUGUUGAGUUUUAUGGGGAAGGAAUGAGCGAAUUGUCAUUGGCAGAUCGUGCCACCAUCGCUAACAUGUCACCCGAAUAUGGUGCCACCAUGGGCUUUUUCCCUGUUGAUCAUGUCACUCUGCAGUAUCUUAAAUUGACAGGCAGAAGUGAGGAAACCGUUGCCAUGAUAGAAUCUUACUUGCGGGCAAACAAGAUGUUUGUGGAUUACAAUGAGCCCCAAGUGGAGAGAACAUAUUCCUCUUAUCUGGAACUGGAUCUUAAGGAUGUGGAACCAUGUAUUUCGGGUCCCAAAAGGCCACACGAUCGAGUCCCACUGAAAGAAAUGAAAGCUGAUUGGCAUGCAUGCUUGGAUAAUAGAGUUGGAUUUAAGGGUUUUGCUGUGCCAAAGGAAUCACAGGGAAAGGUUGUAGAGUUCACAUUUCAUGGGACUCCAGCUCAGCUUCGGCAUGGGGAUGUUGUUAUAGCAGCUAUCACUAGCUGCACAAAUACUUCAAAUCCUAGUGUAAUGCUUGGUGCUGCUUUGGUAGCAAGGAAGGCUUGUGAAUUAGGAUUGGAGGUAAAACCAUGGAUUAAGACAAGUCUUGCUCCGGGCUCUGGGGUUGUGACCAAAUAUUUGCAGAAAAGUGGCUUGCAGACAUAUUUGAACCAAUUAGGAUUCAAUAUUGUUGGCUAUGGAUGCACUACAUGCAUUGGAAACUCAGGGGAUAUUGAUGAAUCAGUAGCAUCAGCUAUUACUGAAAAUGAUCUUGUAGCUGCAGCUGUAUUGUCUGGAAACAGAAAUUUUGAAGGACGUGUUCACCCCCUAACUAGGGCUAACUAUCUGGCUUCUCCUCCUCUUGUGGUUGCCUAUGCUCUUGCUGGCACGGUAUGUAACAUGCAGUUGUAUUUGCAGUUGUUGGUUCUUUAUUAGCGAUCUACUCCAACC